UCUUUCUUCUCCUGCAUUCACUCUGACUCUGUCGAGGAGCCGUGGAAAGCUUAAUUUUGAAAUUAAAAAGAAGGAAGAAAAAGAGACAGUGAAAAUGGCUGGAAGAGGAACCAUCAAGCCUCAGAGCGGAUUCAACGCCAAUGCUGACGCCGACGCUCUUUUCAAGGCCAUGAAAGGAUUCGGCACUGAUGAAAAAACCAUUCUGCAGCUGCUGACGUCUCGCAGUAACGCUCAGCGCCAGCAGAUCAAGGCCGCCUUCAAGACCCUGCAUGGCAAGGACUUGGCAGCAGAACUGAAGUCAGAGUUGGGAGGACACUUUGAGACUGUGAUUUUGGCACUAUUGGAGACUCCUACAAUGUAUGAUGUGAAGUGCCUGAAGCAUGCAAUUAAGGGAGCAGGAACAUGUGAAAAGGUUUUGAUUCACAUCCUGGCUUCAAGAACCUGCAGUGAGAUUCAAGCGAUCAAUGCUGCCUACAAGCAGGAGUAUGGUAAAAGCCUGGAGCAGGAUGUGACUGGUGAGGUCAGUGGACACUUCAAGGAGCUGCUGGUUGUCCUGCUGCAGGCAAACAGACAGCAGGGUGUGCAAGAGGCCAAUGUACAGAGUGAUGCAAAGGCUCUCUUUGAAGCAGGAGAAAAGAAGUUUGGUACAGAUGAAGAUACAUUUGUCACCAUUUUGGGGAACCGCAGCGCUGAACAUCUCAGGAGAGUGUUUACUGAGUAUACGAAACUGUCUGGAUUCCAGAUUGAAGAAAGUAUUAAGAAAGAAACCAGUGGCCACCUGGAAGAACUGAUGUUGGCUGUGGUAAAGUGUGCCAAAAGUGUUCCUGCCUAUUUAGCUGAGUGCCUGUAUUACGCAAUGAAGGGUGCAGGGACUGAUGAUAAGACGCUGAUCGAGAUCAUGGUGUCCCGCAGUGAAAUCGACAUGCUGGACAUACGAGCGGAGUUCAGGAAGAUGUAUUCCACUUCACUGUACAAAAUGAUUAAGGAUGAUAUCGCUGGUGAUUAUGAAAAAACCCUUCUUCUGUUGUGUGGCGGCGAUGAUGCGUAAAUCAGCUCCUCGACCUGCAAGCAUGAACGACGAUUUAACAUUCGGCAGUUACACAGUUUUAAUGAAUUUCUGAAAAUAUUUAUAUUUUGUUCAUGUUAUUAAUGCUGAUGCAUCUGAUAAUCUGCAAUAAUGAAGGUCAUUUUUAUGUCACAGUUGAACCCUAACCUUUUUGUUUGUUUGUUUGUUUGUUUUUGUAUGCUUAAUACAAUUACAAAAUGACAAGAAGUGAGAAACAUAACAUUGCGAACCCAUCUUGUGUUGGGUGGAAUAAACUACGGCUUGUGCCGCUCCCUACCAGAA
This is a messenger RNA of Clarias gariepinus (North African catfish), 1348 nucleotides long. RefSeq names its product annexin A5-like. Gene Ontology annotation, molecular function: calcium ion binding; calcium-dependent phospholipid binding. Lineage: Eukaryota; Metazoa; Chordata; Actinopteri; Siluriformes; Clariidae. Gene Ontology annotation, biological process: negative regulation of coagulation. The record is from RefSeq and is a predicted model, not a curated record. The transcript is spliced from 13 exons. Gene Ontology annotation, cellular component: cytoplasm. Bases 95 to 1048 code for a protein of 317 amino acids.